AUGCCCAGUGGGUGGAGCAGCAGUCAGUGUGUACAAAGGUCAAAACCGACCCAGAAGAGAUAACAGCACCAACCUACAGCUUUCCAGAACCACGGCUGCAACUUCCAGGUCCGAUGGCGGGGAACAAAGCGGUUCUGUUCAACUUCUGGGGCGUAGUGGUUCCGUCUACACCCGCCGGUCUUUUCCACAAACUGGAGGAGCUGCACAACCUGCCGCGAGGGUUUCUGUCCACAGUGGCGUCCAGAAGCGACGGAUCUUUGAUUGGGGCAGAAAAAGGCAGACUGACUCUGAACCAGAUGAUCCCGGCUUUCCAAGCCGAAUGUGCCAAACAAGCCGAGGUCGGAGGUGUGGCGCUGCCGUCCGAUUGGUGCGUCCGCCGUCUGCCGGACGAGGUCAGAAAGGCCAUGAUGGACGUCCAAGAGAUUGUGCUGAAAACGUCUGCGAGUCUGCGAUACCACGGGGUUCUGACCGCAGUCCUGGCCAAUCGCUGGCUGGACGACGGCGCCUCUGGAGACGAGCCGGCUCGCCUCCUCUGUCUCCUGGGCAACAACUUCAACCUGGUCCUCCAGUCCUGCCACUCGGUCACAGGGUGCCAGACCGCCGUGUUCGGCUCCGCUCUGGACCGGCUGGGGAUCCCGUCACAGCAGGCUCUGUGGCUCGAUGUGGACCGGGACAGCGUGAAGGCAGCCGAGACGGCGGGGAUGAAGGCCGUCCUGGUGGAAGACCUGGAAGCCGCUCUGCAGAAAGCGUCCCGCUUCACUGGAGUUCAGGCUGUUGGGGCAGACGGUCCGCCCGUCACCUGCCGGCCUGACCAGGUGUCUCAUGGAUACGUCGCCAUCAGACCUGGUGUUCGGACCCACUACGUGGAGCUGGGCUCCGGGCCGCCGGUUCUGCUGUGCCACGGCUUCCCAGAGAGCUGGUACUCCUGGCGGUACCUAAUUCCCGCUCUGGCUGCCGCCGGGUUCAGGGUCCUGGCUCUGGACAUGAAGGGAUACGGCGAAUCCACAGCGCCACCUGACAUAGAGGAAUAUUCCCAGGAGAAGCUUUGCAAGGAUCUCACCUUCAUGGACAAAAUGUUCUUACCACAGGUCACCCUGGUGGGUCACGACUGGGGCGGCGCCCUGGUCUGGGCCAUGGCCCGCUACUUCCCAGAGAGAAUCAGGGCGGUAGCGUCUCUGAACACCCCCCUGUUCCCACCGGACCCGUCCAAACCGCCUUCAGAGAAACUGAAGGCUCUGCCUGCUUUUGACUACCAGAUUUACUUCCAAACACCAGGAGUAGCCGAGGCCGAGCUGGAGAGCGACUUGGAGAGAACCUUCAAGAUCUUCUUUUGCAGCAGCCGUGAAGCCGCAGGGCGUCCCACUCUCAGCACGUCGGGGGUCUGCGCUCGAGGGGGGCUGUUUGUGGGUCUGCCGCAGCAGAUCCCUCGCAGCUCCAUGCUGACCCAGGCCGACCUGGAGUACUACGUGGCUCGGUUCAGAGGGAGCGGCUUCAGGGGGCCGCUGAACUGGUACCGAAACAACCGGGCCAACUGGAAGUGGAUGUGUUCACAGCCCACUGGGAAGGUUGCCAUGCCGGCGCUGAUGGUGACGGCGGGGAAGGAUCCCGUCCUGCUGCCGGCGAUGUCUCACGGCAUGGAGGAUCUGGUCCCCAACCUGAGCAGAGGACACAUCGAGGACAGCGGACACUGGACACAGAUGGACAGACCGGCAGAAACCAACAACAUCCUGAUAUCGUGGCUGAGACAGACGCUGGCGCACAAACUGUAACACGACCAAAGUUAGACGUCAGGAUUUCCUCAGGAAAACCAGAGAAGACACGAAAGUUGGAAAAGAGUUUGAAGAAAAAUGGACAGAAGAAGCAAAGAGAUUGAAAUGAAUAAAACACCAAAACCUUCUGA
Poeciliopsis prolifica (blackstripe livebearer) is the source of this 1900-nucleotide messenger RNA. Its product is annotated as bifunctional epoxide hydrolase 2-like. NCBI's taxonomy places the organism in Eukaryota, Metazoa, Chordata, Actinopteri, Cyprinodontiformes, Poeciliidae. Gene Ontology annotation, molecular function: lipid phosphatase activity; magnesium ion binding. Gene Ontology annotation, biological process: phospholipid dephosphorylation; cholesterol homeostasis. Gene Ontology annotation, cellular component: peroxisome. The record is from RefSeq and is a predicted model, not a curated record.